AAACAAUAGAAACUAGAAACCGUUCUUCAGUCAGUCUUGACUCUGCUACUCUACUCUCAGUCUACAAUCUUUUUGCAGUUAGGCACACUAAGGCCUACUAAACAUAACCUAAACACAGUCGCUUUUUCUAUUAAUUUGAACUAUUUUCUCUCAGUGAAAUCAGCAUGGCAGCCUAUCUCUUGUCCCAGUUAGUGCAAGCAAGAAUCUCAAUUAUUGUUUUGCUUGCCUGUUCUUUCAAUGUAGUCUGGAGUGGAGAGAAUGAAAAGCUUCGGGAGGCAAUGAUGAAUUCUGCUAGAGCCCAAGGUAUUGACCCAGACAACCUGAAGCCCGGCCAGAUGUUAAUGACGCCGCCAGACAUGUCUGAUGAAGAAGAGGGGUCGCAAUUUAUGCCGAAAAUUCACAGAUGUGAUGGUUGUCGUGCUGUAGCUUAUCAGCUGGAAAAGAAUGCAUUCCCAAGUGCAGAGAGGAAGAAGAAGAAAGGACAGAAGCUGGGUGAUUCUGAGAUCCUGGAUGUGACUGAAAACCUGUGCAAUAAUGGUUUUCACAGACAGUAUGGUUUAAAGAAUGUAAAGGGAAAGAAUGUGUUGUCCGGAGAAGGCCUGGAGAGUGCAGAUGAACCUGGGAUGAUGGAAGCAGGGGGCAGAUGGCAAGCCAGAUUACAGAACUUGUGCAAGGAGUUAAUAGAGGAAUAUGAGGAGGAUGGCAUCUAUGAGAUGUACACUGAGCGUGGGGAGCAUAAGCUUGAGCUGCCAUUGUGUUCCUCUUAUUGUAAGGGAGCUGAUAGAAAGAAACUACAAGAUGAGUUGUAAGCCUUUGAUGGAGAGGAAAUGCAAGAGAAAUGUUUCUUUGCCGAAAUUUUGUACAUCAUUUUGAAAGAUCCAAUAGUUACUUCUUAAGA
Aplysia californica (California sea hare) is the source of this 898-nucleotide messenger RNA. Its product is annotated as marginal zone B- and B1-cell-specific protein. The record is from RefSeq and is a predicted model, not a curated record. The transcript has 4 exons. Gene Ontology annotation, biological process: regulation of B cell proliferation. Bases 165 to 809 code for a protein of 214 amino acids. NCBI's taxonomy places the organism in Eukaryota, Metazoa, Mollusca, Gastropoda, Aplysiida, Aplysiidae. Gene Ontology annotation, cellular component: extracellular region; endoplasmic reticulum chaperone complex.